Messenger RNA from Penicillium bovifimosum, 4110 nucleotides. RefSeq names its product C-5 cytosine methyltransferase. The transcript is spliced from 5 exons. The coding region runs from base 1 to 4110 and encodes 1369 amino acids. The record is from RefSeq and is a predicted model, not a curated record. Lineage: Eukaryota; Fungi; Ascomycota; Eurotiomycetes; Eurotiales; Aspergillaceae. Gene Ontology annotation, molecular function: ATP-dependent chromatin remodeler activity; ATP binding.
AUGCUUGAGGGCAUGUCCGAUCGAAUACCUACGGUCUACGCCAGAGUAAAGAAAGGGGGCGGCGAUGAGUGCAAGAUAGAGAGGCAGAAUAAUGGAAAAGUGAGAGAAAGGGAGGAGGAGCAGCGAAGACGGGUCUUUUAUGUCGGCGGCAUUGAAGGUCCGCCGUUUACACUGAAAAUCACCGGUCAAGGUAACCAAGUUCCAUCAUUCCAAGCCACGUGUGGUCUUCAAGACGCCAUUGUGGGUAAGUCAAAAGUUUGGGACAGUCUCCUCGUUCAGGGACCAUAUGAAGAAUGUGAAGACGCCGCAGGUCUCGAUGUCGACGUCCGAGGAGUCUACAAUUGGCUCCCUGAAUGUGGAACAGCGCUGGGAUCUUUGUACCGCAGGGAAGAUACCACCGCCAAUAGGCCUCCAGUAUUCCUUUUCCUGGACCCGGCUAAGAUUGGACCACUUGACGAAGAUGCCUGUGUGUUUGCAUUUGAACACAACCGUCGAACAGGAUAUGAUGCAAGAAUGACCAUCGCUGAGUUAUCCCCAACCUGGAGAGCAUGGGAUUUCGUCCUCUGUGACGGUGAACACAUCACCCUCGACACCUUGCAGCCCGGAACCCAAGUGUCGAUUGGAAAGCAUGGCUGCCAUAAUGCUUCUGUGACCCUCGCUUCGCUGUCAACCUCUACAGCCACCAUCAGUCUACCUGACGUAACUACCUAUUGGCAAUCAUGGGAUCCGGAAGCCUCUGCGAGAGAAUUAAAGAGCCUCGCUUGGUUGUUCCCAAAAAUCUCUGCAUGGUCCGAGUUCGAAAACUGGAGCGAAAUCCUCUGCCCAGGCUCCUCGGACCACUGCCAUGACCUUCAUGAUAACUGCGAUAUUUGCAAUCCUCCAGGACCUACCAUGAUUUGGGUCCGGGACAAGGCUAACCGGAUGAUUCCCUAUGAGAACCCCCAGGAGGCUGCAUUGUACGAGCAUGCCAUCAAAACCCGGCCCUCGCCGUUCUUGGUGUCCAGAAGAGUCAACGAGCAUGGAGAUGCUGAGUUGCGAUUUACCCUCAAUGUUCAGGCCCUGACGCACCAGGCACAAGGGAUAUUGGUUGGUGCCGCAGGCCGUGAGGCGGUCAAAUCUCACUGGCGACUACUCCCACAUGCGUACGAUAUGAACCACCGCAAUCCGGCUAUGUUUACCUUGAUGAACAACAAGAACGAUGCGUGUGCACUACAACCUCCCAAUUUCAUGUUCAAGCUGCGGAUAGAACAACUUCGUUCGUUGAACUGGAUGGUUUCACAAGAAGCUGCCGACAUGGAACCGUUUGUGGAAGAAGAAGUCGAAGAGGCAAUCCUUCCGGUGAUGCCCUGGCGCGCUGAAGUCAAAGCAACCAUGCCAAAAGUUAUCCGCGGUGGUGUGCUAGCUGACGAGGUUGGAUAUGGAAAAACGGCCAUCGUCCUUGCACUUAUCGAUGCUCAAUGGCUGGAAGACUACAGUCGCCCCGUUGAAGGCCACGGGCUGAUCCCCACAAACGCCACAUUGAUCAUUGUCCCCAACAACAUGUUCGAUCAGUGGGUUUCCGAAUGCAAAGAAUUCCUUGGAAACAGGUACCGUGUCUUGGUGAUAUCGACAACCAUCAACAGAGUCACGAUCUGGGAUGUCCAAGAUGCCGAUAUCGUGAUUGUGCCAUGCGAUAUCCUAGGCGGCGAUGCUUAUUAUGACCGACUGCAAAGAUUUACCGGUGCACGGCAGAUUUCCCAGGAACAAAGAGGACCAUCAGGUAGAAACUUCGAAAGCUGGUUCAAUGACGCUCGUGCUUCCCUGCGAGAGUCUGUUGACAUAUUGAGAACGUCGGGCCCUGAGGCGAUGCUUCAACAAUUGGAGGCCCGCCGUCGCCGAGUGCAAGAGACACAGGCCAAGCCCACUUACGUACCUUCCCAACACCUCGGUGGCAAAGCGUUUGCCGCAGCUGUUGCUGCAGCUAAUCAUGGCCCCGGAACAAACCAUGGCUCGGGAGCAACUGAGGAUUCGGAUUCAGGGCUUGCUCCAGGAUUUGACGACUCUGACGAUCCCGACUAUUCUAAUUUGGACCCGCUGCCCCGUGCUACAGGCCAGCGGAAGCGAGGCCAGUCCAAGCCGAAGGCCGUUACCGAUGACCGCAAAGAAUUCAACAUACUGAAAGGCCACGAUCAAGACUGGCGGACUGUUAGGGGCGCAUUUUUCCAUGCCUUCAAGUUUAAUCGUGUGGUAAUUGACGAAUACACAUAUGCCAGGGGAAAAUUAGAGGCAUCCUUGUCCUCAUUGCAAGCGCGUUCUAAAUGGGUGCUUUCUGGAACGCCUGCUCUUGAUGAAUUUGCUGAUAUUAAGAGUAUUGCACUUUACCUCGGUCUCAACCUUGGUAUUGACGACGAUGGUGAUUGUGAGGGGCCGACAAAGAACCUUAGACUGCGAGACAUUCAAAGAAAGUACACUAAAGUCGAGACUUUCCAGUCUUACCAGGCCCCUCGCAGCAAUGCAUGGUACAAAAGGCGCAGGGAGCUUGCCCAAAGAUUCCUGGACCGCUAUGCGCGCCAGAAUGCGUCAGAGACACAGAAAAUUGAGUGCCAGCAGACUCUUGUCAUGAUUGAUCCGUCCUCUACUGAGAAGAAAAACUACAACCGGCUAUUUGACGCAUUGGAAAACAAGACGAAGAGUGUCUCCGGGCCGGUGAACAGCAUCUUGUCAAGGAAUCUGCCUCCCAAGGAGUCUCUUAUAAUGUGCAGUGUGAUAACCCAGGUUGGGAAACAGAGCUGGAUCCCCACACAGAAAGCGAUGAAGAAUGCCGACACUCAAGCGUUUCAGAUCAGAGCCAGAAUAGACUCGUUGAUUAGUGAAGCUGUAACAUUUUGGCAUAGGGAACCGGAAGGACCAAAAGGCAACCAUACAGCAGCAGCUUCCAAGAAAACCACGCUCAAAGGAAAGGGCAAAGCCACAGAAACCUCCCCGAAAGACGUUUCGCCGACAGGUUGCCGAGACUCUCUGAUUGCCGUGACGAAAGACGAAUUUGAGGUGGGCCUUGGCGAAGACUUCGUCAGACGUUUGAGGUUGAGCUUUGAUUCGUACGACGACAGGAAAGUUGUUGAAGAAACUGGAGCAAAGGUCGACGGACUGUAUCAGAAAGCCUUGAACACGGUCAGGGUCUGCAGCGAACGUGUCAGACCUACAAACCGUACGGGAAUCGAUGAUGCACCUGCCGUUGCAGCGUCAAUUGUUCGUCGGGAUCUAGGAACUGAAAUCAUUGGUCAGUUGAAGCAAGCGGCCAAAUCGUUGCGUCAAGAUAGAUUCAAUAAACAUAUGCUUCGGAUAUCCAGGGGAGAAAUCCCUCGAUGUGAAUAUGAAGCCUGCUCGACGUCGGAAGUGGACGCAAAUAUCAACAUUAUUGAAGUCUGUGGCCACGCUCUAUGUGGACAUUGCCUCAAGACUGCCAAGAUGACCAAGUGCUGCCCUGUUGACGGAUGCAAAGCCAAGUUUGAAGCAUCGAAGGUUAUCUGCCGUGACGAUCUAAUCAACGAGGGUACAACCAGGAGCUCCAAGCUGGACCGGCUCGUCCCAAUUAUCCAGAACAUUCCACAGAAUGAGCUUGUCAUUGUUUUCAUUCAAACAUCCACUCUGGUGCUCGUCACAUCCGAUGCCCUUCGGAAUGCUGGGAUUGAGCAUCGUAAGAUCACCCACAGGACCAGACGGAUCACUGACUUCACUGAGGGGCCCAAGCCGAAGCAAGGCUCAUCUAAAGCCCCUCCACGCCCCAAGGUUUUGCUUCUGGGACUCGGCAGCUCAAUGGCUGCUGGAUUGAACCUGCAAUGUGCCAACCAUAUCAUCUUUUUGUCGCCACUGAUUGCCUCUACCCAGAGGGAAUACGAUUCCGGCAUGACCCAGGCAAUUGGUCGUGCGCGCCGUCACGGGCAGAAACGACCGAUCCAUGUUUACCAUCUCCUCAUGAAAAACACGUAUGAUGUCAGUGUCUACCAGAGCGCCCACGGAGGCAGGCUCGUUGAGCGUGACGGUGUGCCGAAAUUGGUUCCAGAGAGCGAAGUUAGACCCGAAGACAUCAAAUACGAAGGAAAGGAGAUGCCAGUUAAAACUGGACGUUAA